CGCAGCCACCGGCCACGCGCCCGGCGUCGGUGAAAGGUGGUGCAGAGCGUGUGACCAUGUCACUGCCGUCAUACUUCCGCCGGCAUGGCCACCUGUGUGCCUCACACCAGUGGGAGGUCAUCGUCACCAUUGUCACAUUCACUGUCUGCAUGCUGACUGUCAACGACCGACAGGCGCCCCUCCAGCGCUGGGACCGCGCUGGCUGCAAAAUACCUCAGGAGUACUUCGGCGCUGACGCCGUGGUGAUGACUGCCGUCCGCUGCAUCGCGCUCCUCUACACGUACCACCAGUUCAGGAAGCUGCGCUCGCUCGGUUCGAAGUACAUCUUGGGUCUGGCCGGACUCUUCACCGUUAUCUCGACGGCCGUAUUCACCUCCAGCAUCGUCAACUUUAUGCACAGCGACCUCACCGACCUCAAGGACGCGCUCUUCUUCUUCCUACUGCUGAUCGACAUGUCGAAGGUGACGCGGCUGGCGCAGUACGCGCUCGCCUCCGGCCACCUGACCGACGUCGAGGACAACAUCGCGCGCGGCAUGCAGGUGCUCGGACCGCAGAUGACGCUGGACGUGCUGGUCGAGGUGCUGCUCAUCAGCGUCGGCACGCUCUCCGGCGUCUACCGACUGGAGGUGCUCUGCUGCUACGCCUGCAUGUCAGCCGUCAUCAGCUACCUCAUGUUCAUGACCUUCUACCCGGCCUGCCUCUCGCUGGUGCUGCAGAUGUCGAGUGAUGUGGAGGCCGACACGCAGCCGUGGCACAUCAAGUCGCUGGCCAGCCUGCUGCAGGAGGACGAGCAGAAGCCCAACAUCGUCAUCCAGCGGGUCAAAAUCAUCAUGUCGAUCGGUCUGACCUUCGUGCACUUUGUCAGUCGCUGGCCCAGCGUCGCUACGGACGGAGCAGCCUCGCUGUUCGGAGGCGCCGGCGACGUGGACAGCUGUGACGCGCCCAUCCCCAGCCCGUACGGUGUCCUGCUCAGGUGGAUGAGCGUCAGCGCCGAGCACCUGGUGGUGCUCAUCAUAGUGGUGGCGCUGGUGGUCAAGUACGUGCUGUUCGAGCAGGCCGACGCCGAGCAGAUCCGACUCAGCGUGGGGGCCGACGACCAAGCCAUGUUGCGCGUGCUGCGUCCGCGGCUGCGGCGCCGCUGCACCUCGGUGCUCAUCACGGAGGACUCGGACGGCGAGGUGAAGGUGGACGAGCUGCCGCCGCCGGCCGCCUCGGCCGACGCCAGCUGCCAGACGCCGCCCGACGAGCCGACGCCGGACGAGCCGGCGCCGGACGAGCCGCGCCCGCCGCGGCCGCUCGACGACUGUGUCCGCGCGCUGGAGGACUCGCUGUCGGACGCCGAGCUGCUGGCGCUGCUGCGCGCGCGCCGGCUGCGCGCCUACCAGCUGGAGGCGCGGCUGGCCGACCCGGAGCGGGCCGUGGACGUGCGCCGCCAGCACGUGACCGAGGCCGGCCACCUGCUGGACGCCAUGGACGAGCUGCCGUACCGGGGAUACGAGUACGAGCGCGUGAUGGGCGCCUGCUGCGAGAACGUGGUGGGCUUCAUGCCGCUGCCGCUGGGCGUGGUGGGGCCGCUCACGCUCGACAACAGGCAGUACUACGUGCCGCUGGCCACCACCGAAGGAGCGCUGGUGGCCAGCACCAACCGCGGCUGUCUGGCCGUGCGCAAGUGUGGCGUCAACAGCUACAUCGUGGGCGACGGCAUGACCCGGGCGCCGGUCAUCGAGUGUGUGUCGGCCAAGCAGGCGAGUGACAUCCUGUUCUGGCUGGAGACGACGGACGGCUUCCACGCCGUCAAGCUGGCCUUCGACUCGACGUCACGCUUCGCCCGCCUCAAGAACGUCGAGGUCAGCAUGUUCGGCCGUCAGCUGUUCGUCCGCUUCGUGGCCAAGACGGGCGACGCCAUGGGCAUGAACAUGGUGUCCAAGGGGACGGAGAAGGCGCUGGAGCACAUACAGCAGCUCUUCCCCGAGAUCGUCAUCACCAGCGUCAGCAGCAACGUUUGCACGGACAAGAAGCCGUCGGCCGUGAACUGGAUCCGCGGCCGCGGUAAGUCGGUCAUCUGCGAGGCGGUGGUGCCGGCCGAUGUGGUCACCAGCGUGCUGAAGACCACCGUGCCGGCCAUGGUGAACCUGGCCAUCAAGAAGAACCUGAUCGGCUCGGCGGUAGCAGGAAGCAUCGGCGGCAACAACGCGCACGCCGCCAACAUUGUCACCGCCAUCUACAUUGCCACUGGCCAGGACCCGGCCCAGAACGUGUGCAGCAGCAACUGCAUGACGCUGCUGGAGCCGUGGGGCGAGACGGGCGAGGACCUGUACGUCACGUGCACCAUGCCCUGCCUGGAGGUGGGCACGGUGGGUGGCGGCACCGUCCUCAAGGCGCAGCGCGCCUGCCUGCGCAUGCUCGGCUGCCAGGGCGCCAACGCUAGCCAACCGGGUCAGAACGCCCGACAGCUGGCCAGCGUGGUGUGCGCCACCGUGCUGGCUGGCGAGCUGUCGCUGCUGGCCGCUCAGAGCGCCGGGCACCUCGUCAAGAGCCACAUGACGCUCAACAGGAACGCGACUCCUCGGACCAGCCGCCAGGAGGCGCUCAACCGCUAGCGGCAGUCGCCGCGCUCGGCUGCAUCACCAGCUAGGACCGGCUCCGAGCCUGAGCGCGGGGACGGGCCGGCGUCGGUGGCUACUGCCCAGCUAGGGCCGGCUCCGAGCCAGGAGGCGCUGAACCGCUAGCGGCAGUCGCCGCGCUCGGCUGCAUCACCAGCUAGGGCCGGCUCUGAGCGAAGAGGCGCUGAACCGCUAGCCGCAGCCGCUGCUGCCGGCGGCUGCUGACGGGCCUCGCCAUGCGGCGGUCAGGCUCACGUUCCUGGGCUUCCGCCUCGCACCCAGCCGCCUCGUCUCCGCCCGGCCGACAGCCCCGACCAGGGACGUCACCAAGACCUGAGGCUCUGGGAGAGACAACUGACGACCAGUGCGUGUGUGUGUGUGUGUGCGUGGGGUACCCAGACUGGUACCUUGCGGUUCAAACCGAGGAUGAGUGGCUAAGCUGUUGCAAUUAGGCUUGUGUGUGUGUUGUCAUCGCAUCAGGCGGGGAUUCGGAGGUGGCGUGGCGCCCUCGGGGCACGUGCCUGGUCCCAGCGGGCCAGUGUAACCCGGCCGACCGGGCGGCUGGACCGGCCCGGUCCCCGCCUGGCGCUGGCCGAGACCGCCCGUCGACGCUGCUGCCGCCGACCCGCCCCACAAAAUACUCGGCGUGUGUGUGUGGUGUACGUAGAGUGGCGGAUGAGGGAGUGCACGGGAAUGUGCAGAGGUGGUGUUCUGGAGGCCGGCUCCUGUUUGAUCUGUUCCCUGGGAAAACGGGUGGUGAGAUGUGUACCUCGUGCCGGGGCGUCGGCGUCAGCGAAAGGCCGCGAGGAACUGCCGUGAAGGGGUCUGCUGGGAGCAACUGUCGUCGUGAAGCGAUCUGUUGGUAGGAACUGCCGUGAAAGGGCCUGUUGAGAAUACGUGUGUGUUGCGUGGUAAUGGGCCCGCCUGUUGCAUCCCCUGCUAGCGUUCGUGGUACGGUCUGUCUUUCAACUCCGCAAGUCCUAGAUCCUUUAGUUAUAUCUUUGCACCCCUACCUCGUGUAUGCAUGAAGCGAUGUUAAUUAGUUUUACAUUUAUUUAUUUAUUAGCCCCGUGUUGAACACGGCUCAGGAUAGCUUCUGACGCGUGGUGCCGUUGAAGUCGUAUGACAUGGACGCGGUGGGCUGUAUGAAUUCGGGGAGCAUUUGGCCCGUUCAGUUUAAGUUGGUGUAGGAAAUGGAAAAUAAUGCCAUGCCUAGUACUUCGUGAGAAAAUCCCAUCGCCAUGGCUCUCGAGGGCAGCUAUUUCUGUCCUCAAAAUGGAAAGCCGUCCCUGUCAUGCGCACCAAAGAUGACGUUUGUGCCCAGCAGCGCGCUGGUGGCUGCACCAGCGAAUUUCUAGCAACGUGACGAGCGCUGCUGCCCAGCGUUAGGGAAAAUA
This is a messenger RNA of Pollicipes pollicipes, 4000 nucleotides long. RefSeq names its product 3-hydroxy-3-methylglutaryl-coenzyme A reductase-like. Gene Ontology annotation, molecular function: protein binding; NADP binding; hydroxymethylglutaryl-CoA reductase (NADPH) activity. NCBI's taxonomy places the organism in Eukaryota, Metazoa, Arthropoda, Thecostraca, Pollicipedomorpha, Pollicipedidae. Gene Ontology annotation, biological process: coenzyme A metabolic process; isoprenoid biosynthetic process; sterol biosynthetic process. Gene Ontology annotation, cellular component: peroxisomal membrane; endoplasmic reticulum membrane. The record is from RefSeq and is a predicted model, not a curated record.